Effrenium voratum is the source of this 987-nucleotide messenger RNA. The record is from the annotation of a GenBank genome assembly. Lineage: Eukaryota; Dinophyceae; Suessiales; Symbiodiniaceae.
AUGGCCGGAUCGACACUGUUGAAUGUGUCCGCGCAGGCGGAAGACACGGUUACCGCGGUGCAUGCUUUCCCGGAAACUCUCAUCUACACCAAGAGCUUCCUUUCCUUCGUGGACAAGGUGAACGAGGCCGGUAAGGGAGUUGUGCAAAUCGAGGUGCGUGGUGGGCCCGAGGCGAUUGGCAUGUUCCAGCAACCAGAUGCGGUCCGGGACGGCAUCGUCGACAUGGUCUACACUCCAGGUUCCUUCUACGGCGGCGCUUUGCCGGAAAAAGACGCAAUGGUCGCCUCAAACCUGACGGCCGUCGAAACCCGCGAAAAUGGCGGCAUUGAACUUAUCGACCAGAUCCACCAGGAAAAGAUGGGGUUGAAGUAUCUCGGCUGGUUCGACAGCGGCGUUUGCUACAAUCUCUGGACCCGUAACGCACCGACAUUCGACGAGAGCGGCAAUCUCGAAGUCGAGGGCCUGAAACUGCGCGGCAACAACGUCUACAACGCAUUUUUCACCAACUAUCUCGGCGCACAGGUAAUCGACUUGCCGACGGGUGAAGUCUAUUCCGCGCUGCAACGCGGGGUCGUCGACGCGACCGGCUGGACGCAAAUCGGUCUAAUCGACCUGAAAUGGAACGAGUUCCUGAACUACCGUAUCGAGCCAUGUUUCUUUUCGACCGAUCUGGGCGUGAUCAUCAACCUUGAAAAGUGGAAUUCGCUGUCCGACGAGUCCAAGAAAAUUCUGCAGGAUGUUGCGAUCCAGCAUGAAAAGGACAGCGUCGCGGCACUGAGGGCCAAGCGGGACGAGGAUUUUGCCGCGCUUGACGCAGCCGGCAUGACAGUAGUCUCGCUGGAAGGCGACGCAAAAGCCAACUACCUGGCGGCCGCACGUGAAAAAACCUGGGAGCGGAUGAAAGGCCUGAUGGCGGAUCAACCAGGUGGAACAGACAAUUACGACAAGCUGAUUGAGUUGUUCUACGAUUUGAACGCCGCAAAUUGA